GAGAGAGGGAGAGGGGGAGAGAGCGAGAGGGAAGGAGAGAGAGCGAGAGAGAGAGAGAGAGAUCUGAUCAACAACAACAACACUGCUCCUCUCUGACGCCGCUUUUACCGGAUUCAGCCGUUUGCCGCGGCCUCGGCGAACACGAAGAGGCUACGGGGACUUCCCGUCUGAUCGGCGGCAGCCCGCGGUGCGUUGUUCAUACAUUCGCUGCGUUGAAUGCCAUUGCGGAAGUGAGACGCUUUUGGACACGACACAGAGCCUGCGCUGUGUGGACAUCUAGCGGCCGAUCGGCAGAAGGCGUCCCUCCUCGAGAUGUACGGAGCAUCGGGCAUCCCGCAGCUCAUCCCGGCCACCGGGCCGCCCCGGCAGCCGGGUCCGGCGGGGCCCUACGGCCCGGGACACCCCCAGGUGAACGGCGACAGCGGGGGGGGCAACCCGCAGAGACUCGGACACAGGGCCCCCAAGCUGGGACAGAUCGGUCGAACCAAGAAAGUGGACUUGGACGACGAAGACCUGGAUGACAUCAUGAACAACAACGGGCAGUGUCCUGUAUCCCUGUCGCCCAUCUCCUAAACUUCACCAAGAAGUGCCAUUUCAGAAAAAAAAAAUGUAAAAAAAGAAACCCCCUCGCAGGACGCCGAGGCUCCCCGUCAGUGAUCCUGGUCUUGAUCCCCUCGCGUGACACCGACCGACGCGUCCGACGGCUCAGCCGGGCUCAAAAAAACGCCUCAUUUAGCGGCAGUCGAAGCCGAGGCCCCAACUGUACAUAUUGUUUUAUUUAACUCGCCUUUGGCGCUCUCUGCACUGCACCUCGGCAGGCCGUAGAUUAUCAGGACGUGAGAGCAGGACAGUGUCUUUAUUCUUCAGAGCUUCUUAACAAGGGCUACGUUUCUAAAGGUGGCACGGAAGCAAGUGGUUUGGUGAAACGCAGCUUCUCACCUGCCUGUUUUCUGGUGAGGGAUCCCGAGCCUGUGGCUUGGCUGUGUGCGGGAACGCAGACCUGUUGACGUGUAACACACAGGUGAAAUGUUACGCUUUGGUUGUGCAGUGACUGUCGUUCUUUACUCUCACACCAAUGCAAGUGGUGCACUAUCCAGUGGGCAAAAGCCUGCGAUUUACUGAAGGAAAACAAAUGCCUGCUAAAUAUUUAUUGUUUGAAAAAAGAAAUGGGAAGAAACACUUUGUUGUGUUGUUAUGGCUUCUAAGUGUUUUUUUUACUUGUUUCCGAGUGGAAGUUGCGUCAGUCUUCGUUAACUGAGAUUCAAUAUGUUCCCAAAUGGUGCACUUUGUAGGAAUGCCUGUUAUGUGCCGUGACAUGUUGCAGAAUUCUAUGCAUGGAGUCUGUUAAUGCAUCAAAACACGUAACUGGUAUCCUGUUAUUAAGGGCUAAUGUAGAAGUAUUUCAAACCGCAGCACCGUUGUGCUCUUUAAAUCAUGCAGAGUCAACAUUUUCCUGAGCUCAUUGUCGGCUCGGCCUGCUGACUCAGCAGAAAAAUGUCGUAAACAACAACAACAGCUUUAUGGAGGUUGUUGGCUUUCAAAGGCGGGGUUUCCCAGGUUUGCGAGACAACUGUGGUAAAACAUGUACAGUCGUAGUUCUUUUAAAUCAAUUGCCAAAAGACAUUUGAUGCUGUAUUACAAUCGUGAUCGAAAUAGAUUGGCACGUGAAUAUAUGUCGUGAUGAACAACACUUUAUAUCGAUAUUUACAGCAGUAAUCUGCUGGGGCUACACCCAGAUGGUGUCAGAGUGUCUUUUGGGUUCAAGUGAAGUCUUUAAAGAUCAUGCCAGCCAUUACUUCACAAUUACAGUAUGACAUAAUGAAAACAAGCAGCUCUCCAUUAUUCGUUCUCACUGCUGAGACAAUCUUAACACUGAAGCUUUGGGUUUUUGAAGAUUGCAGUGGACCUUGUAAUGACAUGCUAUUGUCGCUAAAGGCUCACGCUGAUGUCAGUUACUUAUUCGGCUGUGAAAUUGUUACUUGUUCACUUUAACCUUUUUUUUUUGUGUCACAGCCCAAAUGACUCAAUGAUUGUCUUUGGGACUAUGGCUAACUUCUGCAUGGAAAUAGUUGACUUUUCUUAAUGCAUCUCGAUGAAUUAAAAAUGAAUCUUUGUGGAA
Pungitius pungitius (ninespine stickleback) is the source of this 2119-nucleotide messenger RNA. RefSeq lists its product as uncharacterized. The transcript has 3 exons. Gene Ontology annotation, biological process: negative regulation of protein kinase activity. The coding region runs from base 313 to 573 and encodes 86 amino acids. Gene Ontology annotation, molecular function: protein kinase binding; calcium-dependent protein kinase inhibitor activity. The record is from RefSeq and is a predicted model, not a curated record. NCBI's taxonomy places the organism in Eukaryota, Metazoa, Chordata, Actinopteri, Perciformes, Gasterosteidae.